CCAAAAGGCAAUCAAAAUCAAAAACCCUAAUAAAGCUUAUACACCCACACAAAUCACAACGCCUCCAUUGCAACAUUGCUGCUUCUGUCGAUCGUUUCGCUGCCGUUAGCCAUCUUCUCCCCUGUGAAGCCACCGGCCGGAGACAAGUCGCACCCCACAGCAACACCGGUUCGACCCCACGGCUAAGUUUCUGCGAUAAAUCAAAUCGAUGUCGGGAAGAGAAGAUAGCGACUCCGAUGCUCCGGAGGAAUUCACCGCCGAACAGGCGAUACAAAAAGACGAAGAGAUAAGAUCGAUUCAGAUAGAAAACAAAGCCAGGAUUUUGCGUGAAGUAAAAGAACGACGCAGAAAAUGGGCAGAAAAGUUAACACCUCGUGUGAAGAACAAGAACAGCAUCCAAGAAGAUACAGAGGAAAUUGAAACACAAGAGAAGAAAGGAAUGCUCCCAGAUGACAUUGUCAAAUUGCUUUCAGCUAAUGAGAAGAAGGUUUUUUCAGACUCAGAGGAAGAGAAAUCCGAGAAAAAACCAAGAAAGAAGAAAUCCAAACAUUCAGGGAUGGAGCCAAUAAUUUUGAAGGAAAUUCCACCUCCUCCAUGCUUACAAAAAUCAUUGGAGUUUUUAAAGAAAAGGAAAAUGCAAGUUUCAAGAUCAUCUGCAGUUUUGGAUAACUCGCAUCGAGCAUUACGCCUUAUUUCUGCAUCUGGUGUUCUAAAUAAGAAAUGACAAUUUUGACAAAAUUUUGUGUUAAGUUAUUAUUAUCCAAAAUCUAAGCUUAUAAUCUUUCUGACUAUCAUUCAAUGGUGGAAAUGUAAUGUUAUCUUUUGAUAUGAGUGAUAAAAUUUUGUUUUCA
Molecule: messenger RNA, 851 nt
Organism: Lactuca sativa (garden lettuce)
Lineage: Eukaryota; Viridiplantae; Streptophyta; Magnoliopsida; Asterales; Asteraceae
Product: UDP-N-acetylmuramoyl-L-alanyl-D-glutamate-2, 6-diaminopimelate ligase
Source: RefSeq, a predicted model, not a curated record